Messenger RNA from Labrus bergylta (ballan wrasse), 2670 nucleotides. It is a transcript of the gene dmrt1, whose product is annotated as doublesex and mab-3 related transcription factor 1. NCBI's taxonomy places the organism in Eukaryota, Metazoa, Chordata, Actinopteri, Labriformes, Labridae. Gene Ontology annotation, cellular component: nucleus. The record is from RefSeq and is a predicted model, not a curated record. Gene Ontology annotation, biological process: germ cell development; regulation of transcription by RNA polymerase II; sex differentiation. Gene Ontology annotation, molecular function: DNA-binding transcription factor activity, RNA polymerase II-specific; RNA polymerase II cis-regulatory region sequence-specific DNA binding.
AUGAACAAGGACAAGCAGAGCCAAGGGACUGGGUCCACCGAACCUCUUUCCCCAUCCAAAGGCCAGAAACCUACCAGGAUGCCCAAAUGCUCCCGCUGUAGGAACCACGGAUAUGUGUCCCCUCUGAAGGGACACAAACGCUUCUGCAACUGGAGGGACUGCCAAUGUCCUAAAUGUAAACUGAUAGCAGAAAGGCAGAGAGUCAUGGCGGCCCAGGUUGCCCUGAGACGGCAGCAGGCUCAGGAGGAGGAGCUUGGGAUUUGUAGUCCAGUAGCUCUGUCCGGCUCUGAGGUGAUGGUGAAGAAUGAAGCAGGACAGGACUGCUUGUUCUCUGUGGAGGCACGAUCCCCAACUCCCAGCAGCACCUCCACUCUGGCUGUCACAGGGAGUCGCUCGGCUUCAACCCCCAGCCCAUCAGCUGCUUCCCGAGCUCAUACUGAGGGAUCUUCAGACCUGCUGCUGGAAACCUCUUAUUACAACUUCUAUCAGCCUUCACGCUACCCCACCUACUACAGCAACCUCUACAACUACCAACAAUACCAGGUGGAUGAUGAUAAACAAUGGUUGUGUAGAGCUUCCAGACAGGUGAUGGUGCCAGAUAAGAAGACAGGCUCUCUCAGGGAGAUGCCUCAUGGUGAUGGUCGCCUUUCAUCCCACAAUGUUUCCUCUCAGUACCGCAUGCACUCCUACUACCCAGCAGCCACCUAUCUGACCCAGGGCCUGGGCUCCACCAACUGUGUGCCACCCCUCUUCAGUCUGGAGGACAACAAUAACAACAACAAUUGCCCUGAGACCAUGGCAGCUUCCGUAUUCCCUCCUGGAGGUAUUGCUACUGGUCACGACUCCACCAUGACCUGCAGGUCCAUCAGCUGCCUGGUCAACUCUGACAUCAACGCUGAGUGCGAGGCCAGCAACGAGACGCCAAACUUCACCGUUGACUCCAUCAUGGAUGGUGAUGCUACCAAAUAAAAGAAGCUAAGAAGAACAUUACACGACAAAAGCAUUAUGAGACAACUUGAUCACAAAUGUUCCUGCAAAAUAGUUAUAUAGUUAGUUGUGCUACAAGUUUUACUGUUUCUGUAUGAGGCACAAUAACAUGUACUUUAUAUUGUUUUAGAGAGUACAGGUAGUUAGCAUUUGUUUUGUAGUUCAUUUGUAGCCACACAACAGUUCAAUCUGCUGUUACAGCCAGUUCACGAGUGGAAAGUGUAUGCUGCCUUCAGAAAUGAGCAAUUCACAGAAAUCAACAUUCAUUCUCAAAUAUUAGGAAGUCUCCCUGGAUAAACGGACCCUUUGUCCAUUCACACUCUAAAAGAUGGCUGAGUACACAGUUCAUAAGUCUGACUGUAUUUAUAUGUGAAGUUCAACACUUGCUUUAACCCUCCAAAAGCAACAGCUUAUGCAAAAGUUAUGUGUUUUUAAUACCGAAAGGAAAAGUGAAGCAAAAGCAGAAUAAUGGCUUUAAAUUUGACUUGUGUCAUUUUCACACUGUAGAAGCAGAGGCUUAUAAAGAUAGAAAUUGACAACAUUGACAAUCACAACACAGGCUUAGUGUUUAUUAAGAGCAAAAAAAUAUAUUUGAUAUGAAAUUUGAGGCACUUAUUUAGAAAUGUCAGAGGUGAAGUCUGACUAAAUGGGGUGUUUGUGUGCCCUAAUUUUCUUUAAUUUCCCCCUGCAGUUUACAUACAUGCAUUUUGAUUUCUCAGUAAUUUAUUAGGUAACAAGCUUGACCCUAGUCUUUCUAGUGAACAAUAAUUUAAGGAUCUGCAGAUCAAAAGAUGUUGACGUCCCAGAAAAAAUGAUUUUGUUUUCUUUUAAAUUAUUAUUAAUGACUUACCAACAGACCAAACUGCCGUCUUUUACUGAAAUCAUUGAUUAAAAGUUUGUUUCACCUGUAACACUUAACAGUGUAGUCACAUUGUACUCACACUUAAAGACCGUACCAAACAAGUAGAUGUAGUCUCUGUCAGAUAAUCAUUUCUGGAGCAAAAAGCGGUUGGGUUGUAUACAAGACUAUGAGAAUAUGAGCCUUCUUCUUACUUCAUUUAUUACCUCACCAUAGCUAUUCCUAACAAGGUAAUGGUUUCACCUUUCUAAACCAUCUCCUUUAACCAUUAAAUGAUAGCUUAGUGUUUACAACCCUCCGCUCAUCUCCAGCUCCGCACUCUGGUCCAAAUAUUGUCACAUAUAGUCCGCAAGACAAGAUGCUUAUGGCCAAAAUGCAGAACUCUUUGCUUUAAAACCAGCAGUCAACAUAAAGAUGGCUACGUAUGCUCCUUACAUAUAGUUUUGUGAACCUUCUGAUAGGCUUUAAAACGCAACAAUUCUCACUGAUCCAUUGGCAUCGUUUGUACCAGAGAAUUCACAUCUCUUGUGUAUUUCACACUUUCAGUCCAGGAGUUUCUCUUAGUUUAAGCAGCAAAUGAGUUGCAUAGAACUUAAACAAUGGAGGUUUUUUUGGGGUUUUUUUGCGAAACAAUCCUAAAAGUUUUAUAAUUUAGGCUUUUCAAAUGUUAUCUGCUUUCUCUCAAUUUAAACAAGAUAACAUUGAAUAUGUUCAGAAGUAUUUGGAUGUCACUUUGAAUACAGGAACCUUUUUUUCUUGAAUUUCUUGUAUUUUAAAGGGCUUUUUUAUUUAAAAAAAUUCCAGGUAACAGGUAAAAUUCAUGG